CUAUUUUUGAAACAAAACUGAUAAAGAGUUGUAUUAUUCAGUUUUUUAGAUUUAUUUGUGAAAAUUUCCAUAUUUCUUGCGUUACACACCCAAAAUGCUAUUUCUAGCCUAUAAUUAUUACUCCAAGAUGGAUCAUCAUUUUGGCAUUACUAAGAGUGGCGGUAACCAAGAUGGAUCAUCAUUUUGGCCAACGUCCGACCUUACCGAACGCAUAUUUCUUCCAAAGUGAUAUCUGCCCGGCGGAAUCGAUCUCAACUCCCUCUUUCACCCACAUUUUUCAACUCGAUCUCGCUCAUGCCCGUCUCCAAUGCAAAAAACCUAGCGUCGCUGCUCCAUUCCGCCGCUACACUUGCCAAAAUCACUACCUCUUCCGCUUCUGGAUCAACUCUCAACCGCUCCGUUCACUCUUCAAACACUUGGUCUCGCUCUGCCAGCUCCUCGUCCAGCCAGCCCAGUGGUGCCGUUGAUUACCUGUGGGACGGGGAGCGUGAUUACUAUCACGAAGAUCCAGAAUUUCGGCUAUUACAUGACCUAUCUUCCAUAUUGUGUGAUUCAGAUGUGUUACAUCCACCAAAAUCACAAAUGACUAGUGGUUCUUCGACUUCGGAAAAUGUUUUUGAAGCCCCGUGGCUCUCCAACAUUUCAAAUAGUAAUGUAUAUAUGCACAAGAAACAAGUUUCACGAGAAAGGAGGCUCAAGUUUUCAAAGGUUGGCCAAGAUACCCGCAUGGACCGCUUAAUUGCAUUGUGUGCUGAUAAACUUGGUGCAGAUGCUACAGUUGAGGUGUUCACUAAACUUGGUCGCGAAACCGGCCUGAUAGAGUAUAAUACAUUGAUAAGGAGCUGUAUAGAAAAGGCUAGGAUGAUGGACAAUGAAGAAGAGUCAUUAAAGCAACUUUCCAAUGCAUAUAAAUUUCUUAGAUCAAUGAGAGAUCAGGGUUUCCGAUUAUGUGAAGACUCUUAUGGCCAAGUUCUGAUGUAUCUCACGGAAUUUGGUAUGGUUCCAGAGUUUCACUUUUACUGUGAACUCAUAAGAGAUGGAAAUGAUGAUUCAAUUCCAAAUAUAGCUUACUAUGAGAUGCUGCUCUGGAUAAAGACCAAUAAUCAUGAUACUUUAGAAGAAAUCUGCUAUAAUCUUGUACUCUAUGAUGGUGAAGACAAACACACUUUUCUAGAAACAUAUUUGUUAGCAAUGUGUGAUGGUGACUACCUUAAAGAGUUGUUUAUGCAGCUUGUCAAAACUCUUGACAUUACAAAAGUUACUUCUAUGAAAAGCUUGACAAAGAUUUUCAAAGCCUUGGGGAAGUUGAUGUUGCAGAACAUUGCAGAGAAGUUUUUUCUGGAUUUGAAAAGCACUGAUAUUGAAGGAGAGAACAUCCUAAGCCUCAUCUUUGAAUACAGUACAAAUGUCCCUAAUUUAGCGGUUGAAGAUGUUGCUCGUAAUUUCAAAGUAUUGCAUGACGACAUGGAUGUGACACCUACAUCUGCGCAGUAUUCGAGGCUCAUUAAGUUAUCUUGUGAAUCAUGUAAGGUACACAUUGCGCUUGAUUUAGUGGAUCAGAUGCAUAAGCAGGGUUUAACUUUAUCGAUAGAGGCAUUUCAUUCGAUAUUAGAUGCAUGUGAAGAAAGCUGUGAGUACAAUUUGGUUCGCCGGAUGCAUUCAAUAAUAAGUUGCCAUGAUUUAAAGCCAAACUGUGAGACCUUCAGGAAGAUGAUAAUCUUGAGUGUAAAAAUGAAAGAUUUUGCGGGUGCAUAUAACUUAAUCAGUGAUCUGGAGAAAUUUAAGUUGACUCCUACAUCUGGCAUGUAUAAUGCUAUAAUGAUUGGCUAUUUCCAUGAGAAAAACAUUCAUGGUGGUCUUAUGGUUCUCAAACAAAUGGAGGAUGCAGGAGUGAAACCUGACAGUCUCACAUUUUCCUGUCUUAUAAGCCGCUGCAAUUGUGAAGAUGAUAUCAUUAAGUGUUUUAAAGAAAUGCAGUUUUCUGGGCUUCCUGUAACAAGACAUGUUUAUAUGGCACUUAUAAAUGCAUAUGUAUCCUGUGGACAGUUUGAAAAGGCUAAGCAGGUAAUAUUUGACAAAGGGAUACCCAUAAAGAACUUGAAUGAAGUAAAAAGUGUACUCGUUUCAGCUCUUGCAGUGCAUGGACACGUAUCUGAUGCCCUUGAAAUGUACGAAAGGAUUAAACAGGAUAAAUGCAAUCUGGAGCCUAGAGCAGUUUUUUCACUUAUUGAUCAUCUGCAGUCUGACGGGGAAUUGAGUAGACUAAUUCAACUGCUUGAUGGAUUAGAUGACCAAGAUCAAUGGGUUAGAGCUUGUUUCAAGGUUGUAGCAUAUUGUGUUCGGCAUGAAUAUUUAAGAUCUGCGAUUGAGUUGCUCAGGAAACUUAAGGAUGUAUUUAGCAAUGAUGAGAUGACCCUGGAGUUUCUUUUUGAUGAGGUUUUCUUCCGCUUCUUGGAGAAGGAACCAACAACCUUGCAUUUUGGCUGGAGUUUGCUUCAAGCUAUUAAAAAGGACUUUGGUCUUCGUCCGUCUCGAAAAUGCCUUGAUUUCCUCUUACAUGCUUGUGUAAUUGCCAGAGAUCCACUGACAUGUUCCAAGAUUUGGAGGGAGUAUCGAGAAGCUGGUAUUGUUUACAAUUCUCUGAGUUAUCUGAGGAUGUACCAAGCUGUUUUGGCAUUGGGUUCUCGAAAAUCUGCAGCAAAACUAUUGCGUGAAAUCCCAAAAGAAGAUCCACAUAUUCGUGCUGUCAUUCACGCUUGCCAAGCAGCUUAUGGAGAUUCUACUACAGUUGGAGACAAGAAAAAUAAGAAACAUGUGAAAUCAAAACACGAGUAAUUUCUUCUCAAUGAUUAUUCCUAGGGAGGAUCUACUUUAGGAUUAUGGUGGGCUGAAGCACAGGGUAAUUUUUCAUUUUCAAUUUUAGUCCACCCCACUAAUGUUCAAGUGUGGUAUAAUUAUUAAUCUUCAGCCUAGUCCGAUUUGGGUUUCCGGAUCUGCCCCUGAUUAUUCUUACGCCCAUUAGCUUGAAGUGCUAGCUGCUGAUUCAUGUCUCAUGCUGCAGUUUUGGUGAGAGGUUAGGUUUAGUUUACAAAAAAACAUUUUCCCUUCAAGAACCAACCAAGCUGGGUGUAAUAAUUAUCGAGCAGUUCCCAGUUCCCACUUGUUCCCAUAUAUCAAAGAGUUAAGGUUGCAGCCACUAUACAGGAACAUGAGAUUUGAUCUCCAUAGGAAUGGCCUUCAGAUAGAAAUCUUC
Cuscuta europaea is the source of this 3253-nucleotide messenger RNA. The record is from the annotation of a GenBank genome assembly. Lineage: Eukaryota; Viridiplantae; Streptophyta; Magnoliopsida; Solanales; Convolvulaceae.